This is a messenger RNA of Lycium ferocissimum, 831 nucleotides long. RefSeq lists its product as uncharacterized. NCBI's taxonomy places the organism in Eukaryota, Viridiplantae, Streptophyta, Magnoliopsida, Solanales, Solanaceae. The transcript has 4 exons. Bases 1 to 831 code for a protein of 276 amino acids. The record is from RefSeq and is a predicted model, not a curated record.
AUGGUGAAAGGAGUUCACCGCUUAUCCAAGAUAGGAAUUCGACUUUCAGACUCUGAAGUGGGUGGAGUUAUUGCCCAGAACAUGGCUUAUUCCUGCUUAGUCAUUGAAGUUAGAGAGAAGCAGUUUGGUGAUUCCUACUUGUUGCAGAUGAAAGAGGGGAUUCACGAACAUAAAGCGUCAGCUUUUGAACAAGGGGGAGAUGGCGGUACCAUGAGAUACCGAGGCAGAUUAUACAUUCUAGAUGUAGAUGGGCUCAGAGAGUGGAUUAUGUCAGAGGAUCACAAUUUCAGUAUUGGGAUGGCACUGUUUGAAACCCUUUUUGAGCGAAGUUAUAGAUCGCCAAUUGGUUGGUUUAAAUUUAGGGAAGUAGAGUUGUUAGGGCUGGAUUUGGUCUAUCAGGCUAUGGAGAAGAGAGAUUUAGAGUUUGAAGUUAAUGACUGGGUAUUUCUUAAGCUCUCACCUAUGAAGGGUGGCAUGAGAUUUGUGUUUCAUGUGUCAAUGUUGAGAAAGUGUGUGGGAGACCCGUCAUUGAUUGUUCCGACUGAUAGCAUAACAGUCAAUGAUAAUUUGACUUAUGAAGGAGACCCAGUGAAAAUCCUUGAUCACCAUGUUCACAAGUUGAGGACUGAGGAGGUAGCCUCAGUAAAGGUUUUGUGGCGAAGUCAAAAAGUUGAAGAGGCCACAUGGGAAACCGAAGAAGACAUGAAGUCCAACUAUCCCUAUCUCUUUGAAGAAUCAGUAGAAAUCAAUGAAGGUAUUGUACCUUCCCCCCUCAGAUCUUUCCUUCUACAAUUUCUACAUUAUCGCAUUCACUCGUUAGAGCCAUCUUAG